Ipomoea nil (Japanese morning glory) is the source of this 1074-nucleotide messenger RNA. Its product is annotated as protein FAR1-RELATED SEQUENCE 5-like. Gene Ontology annotation, biological process: regulation of DNA-templated transcription. The coding region runs from base 1 to 1074 and encodes 357 amino acids. Lineage: Eukaryota; Viridiplantae; Streptophyta; Magnoliopsida; Solanales; Convolvulaceae. The record is from RefSeq and is a predicted model, not a curated record. The transcript has 2 exons.
AUGUCAAAGGUUGGUGAGAAUGUUGGUAAUGUUCUAUCUAAAGACAAGGAGUUUCGGCGUGCUUUGAAUGAUGUUGUUUGGAGUGAGACGUUGUCCGUGGAGGAGUUUGAGCGGGGUUGGCAGGACGUAAUGGAAAAGUAUAGCCUUGGUGAUCACCGGUGGUUUCGUCUUAUGUAUGAUAUGAGAUCGUAUUGGAUCACUGCGUUUUUUAAUGAUCUUUUCAUGGGUGGUCUGCUUCGCACGACAUCUAGGUCCAAAGCUGCGAAUAGUGUGUUUGGUAGUUGCACAAACCAACAUGCUAGUUUUUCUGAGUUGUUCAACAAUUUUGAAGGGGCUAUUGAUGCUCAACGUGUGGCGCAGGCCAAACUGAAUGCCGAAUGUGAGGGCCAUUUUCCUUUAUGCCAGACUCUGUUGUUGAUUGAGAAGCAUGCGGCGGCAGUGUAUACAGUCAAUGUUUUUUAUGAUGUUCAAGCCGAGGUUAUUGCGGGAUCAUUUUCGUGUCGUUCUGUGCGUUCGAAUGUUGAAGGGAUGGUAACCCAGUAUGAGGUUCAAGAUGGUGAUGAGCUGGUGCACACCGUGAGUUUUGACUCUGACCGUAGGGUUGUUUCUAUCCCUUCUCGGUAUGUGGUUUCAUUUUGGACUAGGGGUGCUUGUGUGCAGCAGUUGUUGCGGGUUCAACGUGGGGGCUCUUCGGAUGUAGAUAUCGCUAUUGGUGAAGCUUGUGCAGAAUUCUUUUCGUGCAUGACCAUGGCUUCACGGAGUGUUGAUCAUGUUAUGAAGUUGACUGCAGUUUUGAAAGAUUUCAACUCUGUUUUAUUGGCUGGGAAUGGUCCCAGCGAUCGCUCUUCUGCUUCUAAGAAGCAACUAUUUGAUUCGUUUUGCGGUGCUUCGCCCGAUGGUCAAGUUGAUAUUCGUCCUCCUCCUAUAUCUAAUAACAAGGGUGGUGGCAAACGUUACAAAAGUACAACGGAAAUAGCUGUUGAAAAGUCUGGACGUCGUCAACGACAAUGCCAAACUUGUGAAAAGUAUGGCCAUAAUAGUCAUACCUGCCCGAUGCGCAACGCUGACAUAUGA